This is a messenger RNA of Colletotrichum navitas, 2435 nucleotides long. RefSeq names its product glycosyl hydrolase family 3 N terminal domain-containing protein. NCBI's taxonomy places the organism in Eukaryota, Fungi, Ascomycota, Sordariomycetes, Glomerellales, Glomerellaceae. Gene Ontology annotation, biological process: glucan catabolic process. The record is from RefSeq and is a predicted model, not a curated record. Gene Ontology annotation, molecular function: beta-glucosidase activity. Bases 256 to 2151 code for a protein of 631 amino acids. The transcript has a single exon.
AUCAAGGCCACUGGAUAGUUUGCCAAGAACAGAUAUAUGCAAGUUCUCUUGCUAUUUACGCUUCUCACAGGCCGAGGUAGCGUUCGUUGCCGAGGCGAAGACCAAAGACCAUGGCAGGUCAACCGUCGUGCCUGUCGGCGGCUGCUCAUAAAUAGCUCAGGUCUUUCCAGCCUACCCAGAGUGUCUUGAAACCCUCAGCCAAUAGUUAUACCAAACCUCCAAACUUGGAGAUCCGUCAGCAGUCAUUGGCCUAUCAUGAAGUUCCAACUGACAAACUUGGCCUUGGCCAUCAUCCCCUUGGGAGCAAGCUGCACUUCCCUCCCCCGGGCAAACCCUCGGCAACCCCUCGCUCACCGAGAUGAGACACUUCCCAUCUAUAAGAACUCCUCAUACUGCGUGGACGACCGCGUAGAGGACCUCCUACAACGCAUGACCAUCGAGGAGAAAGCCGGCCAGCUCUUCCAGAGCAUGCUCCAGCCGGGUCCCAAUGGCACUCUCGACCCCGGCGACGCGACGGGCAGCCGCAACAGCACUGACAACUUGAUUGGCGAGAAGUACAUGACGCACUUCAACCUGGCUGGUGACAUCGUCGACGCGAAGCAGGUCGCCGAGUUCGUCAACCGCGUCCAGCAGCGGGCCGCGGAGACCCGUCUCGGCAUCCCAGUCACCCUGUCGACGGACCCGCGCCACAGCUUCACAGAGAACAUAGGUACCGGCUUCCGGGCCGGGGUCUUCUCUCAGUGGCCCGAGUCCUUGGGUCUCGCCGCGCUGCGAGACCCGUACCUGGUGAGGCAGUUUGCCGAGGUCGCCCGCGAAGAGUACAUCGCCGUCGGCAUCCGGUCCGCGCUCCACCCGCAAGUCGACCUCGCAACUGAGCCUCGGUGGGCGCGCCUGGGUAACACCUGGGGCGAGGACGCCAACCUCACGAGCGAGCUCCUCGUCGAGUAUAUCAAGGGCUUCCAGGGCGAAGGCAAGGAGCUGGGGCCUUAUAGUGUGACGACGGUCACUAAGCACUUCCCCGGCGCCGGCCCCAUGGAGAACGGCGAAGACUCCCACUUCACCUAUGGGAAGAAUCAGACGUACCCCGGGAACAACUUUGAGUACCACCUCAUCCCCUUCAAAGCCGCGAUCGCAGCGGGCGCGAGGCAGAUGAUGCCGUAUUACUCGCGCCCGAUCGGCACCGAGUACGACCCCGUCGGCUUCUCUUUCAACAAGCAGAUCGUCACCGGUCUCCUAAGGGAAGAACUCGGCUUCCAAGGAAUCGUGGUGUCAGACUGGGGCCUGAUCACGGAUACGGUGAUUAGCGGACAGGACAUGCCGGCCCGCGCGUGGGGCGUAGAGAACUUGACGGAGCUCCAACGCGCCGCCCGGAUCCUCGACGCCGGUGUAGACCAGUUCGGCGGCGAGCAGCGCGUCGAGCUUGUCGUCCAGCUUGUGAAAGAGGGCAACGUCACCGAGGAUCGCAUCGACGUUUCCGUUAGACGCCUCCUCCGCGAGAAGUUCCUCCUCGGCCUCUUCGAUAACCCCUUCGUCGACCCCGAGGCCGCGGCCAGAAUCGUCGGAAACGACUACUUCGCCCGUCUUGGCAACGACGCCCAGCGCAGGGCCUACACGCUUCUCACGAACAAGGACGGCAUUCUGCCCCUGAAGCAUCUGGGCGCCGAGACCAAGUUCUACAUCGAGGGCUUCAACGCCACCUUCCUCGAAGCUCGCAACUACACCGUCGUCGAGACGCCCGAAGAGGCAGACUAUGCGCUUCUGCGUCUCCAGGCGCCGUACGAGCCCCGCCCCGGCGGCUUCGAGGCCGCGUACCACGCCGGCUCCCUCGAGUUCUCGGACGAGGAGAAGGCGCGCCAGGCGGCCAUCUACGCGGCAGUGCCCACCAUUGUCGACGUGAUCCUCGACCGCCCCGCGGCCAUACCCGAGGUGGUCGACGCCGCCGCCGCCGUUUUUGGCAGCUUCGGCAGCGGGUCCGAGGCGUUCCUGGACGUGCUCUUUGGCAUCGCGGCCCCAGAGGGGCAAUUGCCUUUCGACCUGCCGCGGUCGCAGCAGGCCGUGGAGGAUGCGAAGGAGGACGUGCCUUUCGACACGGAAGACCCGGUGUUUAGGUUUGGCCACGGCUUGAGAUAUGCCGGAAAAUGCGCCGCGUGACCUGGCGGGGUGCUGGGUUGACGAAGAUAUGAAACGGCAAUUAUGUUGGAAUUACCGAGGACAAGUUGUAACGUGUCAUGCCAACAGACGAUGAUGCUUUGUUUUUGCAAUUUAGAACCGAUUAAUCUAGGCCUAGGGUCGCCUGAUCGAUAAUACUAGUAAUGGGAAACACAGUGCAUAAUACAAUAAUCCCUCUUCCAAGCUCAACUCGUGGCCUCGCCAUGGUGAAAGUUUCUCCCCUGGGCCAUCACUUCAUUGGCCGGGAUGCCGACUAGAUACUCACU